AUGACGUGGACCUGGUCCGGAACAUUGGAUUUUGCGAACAGCAGCAGUAGCACCACCAUCGCGGAAUUGGAGCCGUCUAUCAGCGACUUAAUGAUCGAGCAGCUGUCACUAUGGGAGCUUCACUACAAUCCAUGUGCAUAUAGAGGAAAGGCGGUAGGGCUCGAUAGCCGUUCACGGUGGGCUCUUCUCGACUUCUUUGAGACUAGCAGGACCAAAUCCAGGUUCUGGGAUGGAUCUAGUCUCAAGGCUCCAUGGAGGCUGGAGCUGGGGGCGCUCCUGGCGCCAAGCUCCCUCUUACCGGCAGGCGCCAUCCCGUCUAAGUUGGGUUCACCAGCUAAGCUACUCCGAGGAAGAGAGGGAAAAGGGGAAGGGAUCCAGAACCUCCCUCCCUUUCUGCGGGCUGCAUCCUGCAUCCUGAUUGUUAACAUUCUGAUUGUUCAGUACGAAGUAGUUACAGUUGAGUCCAAAGCGCUAGCAAGGAAGAUCCGAGAUCCCUGCGAUUACGCCGCCGCCGCCGCUGCUGCUGCUGCUGCUGCUGCUGCUUUUGCUCUUCUGCGCAUCACGGGUUACCCAUACCGACCGGCUCCUGCUCAGUCAGGCCAAAGCGAUAUUUUCCUUAACUGGCCGACCGCUCUCGGUUCCUAUAUCGAUUCUCGGAACGCAAGAGGCUGA
Molecule: messenger RNA, 672 nt
Organism: Aspergillus aculeatinus CBS 121060
Lineage: Eukaryota; Fungi; Ascomycota; Eurotiomycetes; Eurotiales; Aspergillaceae
Exons: 6
Coding region: 1-672 (223 amino acids)
Source: RefSeq, a predicted model, not a curated record